AAAACAUAUUAUUUGAACACAUUUCAGCUGGAAGCCUAGAAUUCAAAAACGCUUCUCAGUUCUCUCUUCUUUUUAGGGUUUCCUUGUAGCUUCGUUAGUCCCAAUUUGCGAAACUCUAAGAUUUGAUUUACAAUCUCCCCCAAUUUUGUUCGCGAUUCAUUGGCUGGUUGGACGCUUAGCUCAGAUUUUUGCAAUGCCCAGGUACUACUGUGACUACUGCGACACAUACCUGACGCAUGAUUCGCCUUCGGUUAGAAAACAACAUAACGCAGGGUACAAACACAAGAACAAUGUAAGAAACUACUAUCAACAAUAUGAAGCACAAUUAAAUCAAAGCUUGAUAGAUCAAAGAGUGAAGGAACAUCUAGGGAUGGCAUUUAGGCCUCCUAUGGCUCCUUUUAACCAGCUGAGGCCCGGUUUUGCAAUGGUAGCUGCACCUUUACCAGUUCCAGGGCAGUUGCCUAUUGGUGCCCAAUUAGUCCCUGGUUUUAGACCUCCGGUUUUGCCGAGACCCAUGCCUGGAGUUCCAGGCUAUGCAACUGGUCCUCCCAUGCCACAAAUGGCACUCUCUCCCGGAGCUCCUUUGACCGGUCAACCAAACGGUAUUCAAAGGCCCGUGACAGCUGUAAUUCCGACCAGUGGUGGGCCACCAAUUUAUGUUGGUGAUGGUUCUACCGUUGAUGCUCAGGCACCUGAGGCUAAGUAGUAAUUGCUUUGAGUUUUGUCUGUAUUCUUUAGGGAGAAUGUUUCAUGGGAGUUUGUGUACAAAGAAUUUUGUGAAACUUUAAAAUUAUUGCUCUGAAGGUCCCCAGUCUUGCAGAUAUUGGCAGAUUUGGUUUUGUUCAUCAGGAUCCCUAGAUUGUGUAGUUAUCUCAGAUUGUUCAUGUUCAUUUCACUUAAAGAGACAUCAAACUAAACCAAAUGGGUCAAGUCCAAUGAAACUUAUGGCACUUUGUAGUUGAUUAAUGGAGUCCAAUUAUUUGAAGAAUCUUCUAGAAUCAAGUUGAAUUGCACAACCAUUAUGAAGAGCAAACACACACACACACAUACAUAUAUGUAUACAUAUAUUUUGUUUUGCCUAAAUACUACAAG
Molecule: messenger RNA, 1092 nt
Organism: Striga asiatica
Lineage: Eukaryota; Viridiplantae; Streptophyta; Magnoliopsida; Lamiales; Orobanchaceae
Source: the annotation of a GenBank genome assembly